Molecule: messenger RNA, 1599 nt
Organism: Guyanagaster necrorhizus
Lineage: Eukaryota; Fungi; Basidiomycota; Agaricomycetes; Agaricales; Physalacriaceae
Product: oxalate oxidase
Exons: 17
Coding region: 271-1599 (442 amino acids)
Biological process (GO): oxalate metabolic process
Source: RefSeq, a predicted model, not a curated record
AAUGUGGCUACAAAUCCAUGCUUUUGCUUACGAGCGGUCACUGUUUCACCACAUGACAUAUCCCCCCAAUGGAAGAAAAGAGGAUUCUUUGCCCGUGGACUUGCGUGAUCUACAACUCCGACACCGGCCGAAUCAGAUGAGUGAUCUUAACCAAAAAAUGAUUUGCUACACUGGCGCUGAGGAGAGGUAGCGAGGUGCAGGGCGACAUGUAUAAAAAGGAACUCGUCGAACCUCACCGGAUUCUUCAACAGUACCCGUUCUCGCUUGAACAUGUUCCUCAGGCCUUCUUUGAUGAUUGCAGUCUUCAUCCUGGCGGGACUUGUCUUCUGCGCCCCCGCGGUCACCAUUUCCUCAACCUCCACCGCGGCGUCAUCGACACCCACAAUACCCUACAUCAGCACCGAUCCCAACGAGUCCCUAUGGACUGAAGACAGCGAUCCAUCAAUCGUCCAACCCCAACGAGGAAAGCUCGGCGCACCGUUCCUCCGUCCAGCUCCUGCAGAAAACAUCGCCAUUGAUCUCCAAAAUCCCGACCUCCUCGCUCCCCCCUCCACUGAUUCUGGAGAGCUGGCGAACGCGAAAUGGCCAUUCUCUUUAAGUCACACGCGUCUACAGACUGGAGGCUGGGUUCGCGAGCAGACCGUCGCAGUGAUGCCAAUCGCCACAUCAAUCGCCGGUGCAAACAUGCGCCUUGAAGCUGGAUCGAUCCGGGAGCUCCAUUGGCACACGACUUCGGAAUGGGCAUACGUUCUGAAGGGUUCAACUCAGAUUUCGGCUGUUGACGGUGAAGGUCGUAACUACGUUGCUACGGUAGGACCCGGCGACCUGUGGUACUUCCCCGCAGGCGUUCCGCAUUCCCUUCAAGCAACCGGCGACGACGACGGUGGAUCCGAAUUCCUUUUGAUAUUCGACGACGGAAAUUUCGGUGAAGAUACUACAUUUUCGCUUAUCGACUGGCUUGACCACAUUCCAGCGGAAGGCGUGUUACUCGAAAAGAACUUCCAAGUCGAUGCCUCCGCAUUCGCACACGUACCCGGAAAGGAACUAUACAUCUUCCCGAGCACAACCCCGGAGGACGAUGCGCUUCCGCCUGAAAGUCCGCAAGGAACUGUUCCCCUACCUUACUCAUUUGCAUCAUCGAAAGCCAACGUGACCCAAACUUCCGGCGGCAGCUAUAAAGUCGUGGACUCGUCGACGUUUCAAAUAUCGACGACCAUCGCAAUGGUAGAGGUCACCGUUGAGCCUGGUGCGAUGCGAGAACUUCACUGGCAUCCAACACAGGAUGAAUGGAGCUAUUUCAUUGAGGGAGAAGGGCGGGUGACUAUCUUUGCCGCACGAGGCAGAGCAAGAACGUUCAACUACCAGUCCGGAGAUAAGGACUAUUGGCCUCAUGUGGAUUUAGGCCACUAUGUCGAGAACACUGGUAACACCACUCUGGCGUACAUCGAACUCUUCAAGUCCGAUCGCUUCGAGGACGUAAGUCUCAGCCAGUGGCUGGCCCUGACUCCUCCGCACAUAGUAAAGGCGCAUCUGAACGUCGACGAUGAGACUAUCGCGUUGAUGUCCAAGACAAAACCCGUUGUUAUUGGCCCUUCUUGA